This is a messenger RNA of Lutzomyia longipalpis, 1707 nucleotides long. Its product is annotated as putative fatty acyl-CoA reductase CG5065. The record is from RefSeq and is a predicted model, not a curated record. Lineage: Eukaryota; Metazoa; Arthropoda; Insecta; Diptera; Psychodidae. The annotation marks the transcript as partial. Gene Ontology annotation, cellular component: peroxisome. The transcript has 3 exons. Gene Ontology annotation, biological process: long-chain fatty-acyl-CoA metabolic process. Gene Ontology annotation, molecular function: alcohol-forming very long-chain fatty acyl-CoA reductase (NADP+) activity.
GGACUAUCACAGCAUAAGAGAAUUCUAUCGACAGGCGGCACAGGUUUCCUCGGAAAAGUCCUCAUUGAGAAGCUCCUCUUCAGUUGUGAUGACAUCAAAGCCAUUUACGUUCUCCUGAGAUCAAAUCGCGGCCUCAGCAGUGAACAACGCUUUAAAGAGUUCAUCAAGAAUCCCGUCUUCGAUCGUGUCCGCGACCGUGAUCCCCUCGCGCUCAGCAAGAUGGUCUGCAUUGCGGGAGACAUCAAUGAAACGUCUUUCGGACUCGAUGAUGCAAACAUGGCAAAAGUUGUGGAGAACGUUACAGUGGUCUUCCAUGUGGCAGCCACGGUUAAAUUCAACGAGAGCCUUCGCGAUGCUGCCUGCCUCAAUACACUCGGCACUAAGCGCAUGAUGGAUUUAUGUUGCAAAAUGAAGAAACUAAAGAGUGUCGUUCACGUCUCAACGGCCUACAGCAAUCCGGGUUUGAAGUACGUGGGCGAGACGGUGUACGCGACCAAAGGACCCAUAGAUAAGGACACCUUCAUUAAAUGCAUCCAAGUUCUACCAAAAGAGAUAAUCGACUCAUUUGCGGAUCGAUUGCAGGGAACUCAUCCCAAUACCUACACACUGACAAAGUCAAUGGCUGAGGAAGUGGUGGCGGAGUACACAAAUAAAAUCCCCGUGUGCAUAGUGAGACCCUCAAUUGUAACAGGAUCCAUCAAGGAACCCUUCCCCGGGUGGGUGGACAACGUGUACGGCAUCACGGGGAUAAUGAUGGAGAUUGGACGGGGGACAAUCAGUAGCAUUAUGUGUGAUCAAAAGUGCAUCAUGGACCUCAUCCCCGUUGACAUUGUCAGCAAUACCCUCAUUACGGCCGCCUGGGCGAAUGUGUGCAACUACAAACGCAGCUCAAUCACCGUCUACAACUGCACAUCCGGGCAGAUUAACCCCGUCAUUUGGCAUGACUACGGGAGGAUCACGGAAAAGUGGGCAUGUCGCAAUCCCACCAAGUACGUUAUGCUCUACCCUGGCUUCAGCUACCGCACAAAUCGCCUGGUGCACAAAAUCGUCGAGCUCUUCCUGCACUUCCUACCGGCCUACAUCUUUGACAUCAUCAUGCGGGUGCAGGGCUCAAAACCCAUCAUGAUGAAGAUUGCAAAGAGAUUCCAAGCUGCUGCCAAUACGGGGGAGUUUUUCGCAAUGCACGAAUGGAUUUUCGACAAUGGCAACUUCCGGCAACUCAUGCGAACGGUUAAGGAGGCAAAAGACGGCGAGGAAUUUAAUUGUGACAUGACAAAUAUGGAUUGGGACUCAUACGUGGAGUCCUACAUGCUGGGAAUUAGGCAGUUUGUCCUGAAAGAUGGGCUUGAGAGCAUGAAGAAGGCACGGAAGAAACUCAAUCGACUCUACUGGCUCAAGCGUUUCUUCCAGGUGGGAUUCGUAUUCUUGGUGUUUAAGUUUAUUUUAAAACCCAUUUUUCAUUUCUUCUGAUGAAAACAUUAAGAAAAUAGUUUUUUUUUGAUACUUCCACAAAAAUCUUUUGUAAAUAAAUCUUGACACAAUUUAGAUAAAAAAUAAAAUCUUGAGAAAAACGAAUCAAUUUUAAAAUAAAGAAGUUUAGUUGUAGCAGUUACCAGAGCGCCGUGAUGAAAUUAGGAGCACCAUUUCAUCGAAAGAAAACUCGAUUGAGCUUUUGCUCGAAAUUGUAGGUAAUUUGUGCCCCUCUUU